Capronia coronata CBS 617.96 is the source of this 2355-nucleotide messenger RNA. Its product is annotated as HAL protein kinase. The coding region runs from base 1 to 2355 and encodes 784 amino acids. Gene Ontology annotation, molecular function: protein serine/threonine kinase activity; ATP binding. The transcript is spliced from 3 exons. Lineage: Eukaryota; Fungi; Ascomycota; Eurotiomycetes; Chaetothyriales; Herpotrichiellaceae. The record is from RefSeq and is a predicted model, not a curated record. Gene Ontology annotation, biological process: intracellular signal transduction; protein phosphorylation.
AUGACCUCGAAACUGUCUGCAAUGUUUUUCCCGGGCGACGAUCCGAAGAAAGAGGAAGAAGGUACUGAGGACUCGGAUGCACAAAAGUCAGAGCAGGCGGCUGAUGUGGGGGUUCUAGAUACAAGUGAAAGCCAGGCCGAAAAUCCCGAGAGACGAGAGACCGCAGACUCUUCCCAACCCAACGUGCGAUUCGCUUCGGAAAAUGAGGAGAUAGACCCGGUCGAUGAGAGCAGGCGGAAAGUGCCUCAAACAGGCGACCACAGAGACGACGACCUCAGUCCCGAGGCGCAACAGCAAAUCAGAAGCCUGGCCACAUCUCUCCAGAAGUCGAAGUUACAGGAGAACAGAAUGGCCAAUUUCGCCUAUGAGGCCGUCUCGAUGCCGCCCUCACGAGUCCCGUCGCGAGACAGUGAUGCGCCUGACACUCCACGUAGUUCAAUACGACAUGGGCAGGGUUCCAUAUCCUCUGCUUUUCAGUCUCCUCCAUUGACACCACACGGCUCGAAAGAUAGUCGAGCUGACACCACCGCAUCUGGUCGUGGCCAGCAUGCCUCAUCCAACGCCAUCACUCCGCAAACUUCUCCUCCUCCCGACGCUCAUGGUCGAGCUCUUUCUCAAUCGUUAUCGCCGACACAGUCUGUGUCGAGACCGUCAUCCUCCGAACAACAGACCUCAAAUCCUGAAAUCAGGCAUCACAAAGUGGUACCUAAAUUCGAAAUUGGGCCCUCAGAGUCCGCCAGCCCAACAGACCAAAGCCCUGUUGGGACUCCGCGGCUUCGGCCAUCGUCCACCCCACCAGAAAUCAAACCACCCCAACCCAAGAGCGAAUUGCCGCAAUCGAAAGCAGGACUAUCGGAUCACAGGCAUUUCGGAAGCACAGGCAAGAAUUCUCUUGCCCCAGCUAUUGCAGCAGCAGCAGAACGGAUACCUCGGGCGGGCAGCAGUAGUGACAUUGUCGGGGACAAACGGACCUCGAUUUUCGGGACCAAGAAAGACCCCUACUCUCAUCUCAGUGACGCUGCAAGUGAGAAAGGUGGCUUGGAGAAGAAACACGGUUCAAUGUCUGAACUGAAGCGGUUUUUCAGAAUCGGCGGGCACAGCCAUAAGCACAAGGGUCACCAUGGCACUCCCCGAGAUCAGUCUCCAUCCUCGGUUCCAGCUUCCCGGAAACCGACAUCGACGAAGACUGGCACACGGACACCUCCACAUCAAGCACCUCCUGUGAACGUUCCCUUCAUGGACGAGCAUAGCCUGGAGGCCAGGUACGGAAAAUUCGGCAAAGUGCUAGGGUCUGGUGCUGGGGGCUCCGUCCGAUUACUUAAACGGAGCAGCGAUGGCGUGACUUUUGCUGUCAAACAAUUCCGAGACAGACACUCGUGGGAGAGUGAAAAGGACUACAACAAGAAGGUCACCGCUGAAUUCUGCAUCGGAUCCACAUUGCAUCAUGGCAACAUCAUCGAGACCAUGGACAUUAUCCACGAAAACAACCGCUGGUACGAGGUGAUGGAGUACGCCCCUUACGACUUGUUUGCGAUUGUCAUGACGGGAAAAAUGUCAAGAGAAGAAAUUGCUUGUGCGUUCCUCCAGAUCGUCAACGGUGUGAGCUAUCUACACAGCAUGGGCUUGGCACAUCGUGAUCUGAAGCUGGAUAACGUGGUGGUGAGUGAGCAUGGGAUCAUGAAGUUGAUCGACUUCGGUAGUGCAACCGUGUUCAGAUAUCCGUUCGAGAACGAGAUUGUCCUUGCUUCAGGCAUCGUCGGAUCAGAUCCGUAUCUUGCCCCCGAGGUGUAUGAGGAGAAAAAGUACGAUCCGACCGCCACCGACAUCUGGUCUCUCGCCAUCAUCUUCUGUUGUAUGUCAUUACGAAGGUUUCCGUGGAAGCAGCCGAGACUAGUCGACAACUCAUACCGGUUAUUCGUUGCUACACCUACUCCGGGCACGCCUGUCCCCGACUCCAAACCUCGGAAGUCCUCGCGCCUGAUCACAGAACACGACGAAGGGUCGCGACGUCCAUCAGAAGCCAACGACAGUUCUUCGUCGCAUCAUCAUCAACAUAGUUCGGAGAAUACAUCAACCGAAACCCGACCUUCAACUUCGGGGGGCGAUAAACAAGAAGUCAUCAAGGGUCCUUGGCGACUGCUUCGCAUCCUCCCUCGGGAGAGUCGACAUAUUAUUGGCCGGAUGCUCAAGGUCGAUCCUGCGGAACGUGCCACCAUGGACGAAGUGCUGGAGGACGACUGGGUGCUGAGCUCACAGGUGUGUUAUCAAGAGGAGACCGGGGUUGUUCAUCGUGCACAAAACCACACCCACAUUCUGGAAGCCGGAUCAGGGGGGCCUCCGCCUGCCAAGGUGUAG